Molecule: messenger RNA, 201 nt
Organism: Leptosia nina
Lineage: Eukaryota; Metazoa; Arthropoda; Insecta; Lepidoptera; Pieridae
Source: the annotation of a GenBank genome assembly
AUGGUUGUUCGGGACGCGAUAUCAUCGGAUCCUGCCGAGAGGAGCUGCUUCAAAGCCGUCCCGAGUAAAGCCGCUUCGGCGAGUCCACACAGCGAGGGAUUACUUUCCUUCUGCGAGUCUUCUAUAUGCAAUCCAGAUUUGUACGACACACGCUUUGCGAGUCCUUCGUCCGUGAAUUUUCAAGAUGCAAAACCUCGGUAA